AACCGGAAGGCGCAAUGACGUAAUCGGCCGCUCUCUCCGUUCCCAGCGCAGGACAACAAACCGAGAAGAGAAGAAGACAACAAACAAACAAAACUUUAACAAACUCGACACAAGGCACUUUAGAAAGUUCCUUCAAACAUUUCCACGCUAUGCAGACUUCAUUCUAAGCAGGAACAGCGUCACGGAUGUGGAAGUAAGUCUGUACUGAUGGAGUCGCGCUAUGAGAUCCAGCGGAGGGCCGGCGGAGGCGCUGCUGGGUUCGGCGGGGGCUCCGCCACUGGCUCCCCGGCUCUCGGAGCCUCGGCUCGCCGCAGGAAAACACCGCCCAGACCGGCGGAUUACAAACUACAGGUCAUCAUUAUUGGCUCCCGGGGUGUGGGAAAGACGAGCCUUAUGGAGAGAUUCACAGACGACACUUUCUGUGAAGCCUGCAAGUCGACUGUCGGUGUGGAUUUUAAAAUCAAAACAGUGGAGCUAAGAGGGAAGAAGAUAAGGUUGCAGAUCUGGGACACAGCUGGUCAGGAGAGGUUUAACAGCAUCACCUCAGCCUAUUACCGAGGCGCUAAGGGCAUCAUAAUAGUGUAUGAUAUCACCAAGCAGGAGACAUUUGACGAUCUGCCCAAAUGGAUGAAAAUGAUCGACAAGUACGCGUCAGAGGAUGCUGAGCUCCUGUUGGUUGGGAACAAGCUGGACUGUGAGGCAGACCGUAUCAUCACACGACAACAGGCCGAGAGGUUUGCUUCCCGGAUAUCAGGAAUGCGUUUCUGUGAAGCCAGUGCUAAGGAUAACUUUAAUGUGGAUGAGAUCUUCCUCAAACUAGUGGAUGACAUUUUGAGUAAGAUGCCUCUUGAAGUGCCCAGCAGGGAGCUUUCCAACAGUGUCCUUUCUCUCCAGCCGGAGCCAGAAGUGCCCCCGGAGCUGCCCCCUCCUCGUAUGCGCUGCUGUUGAUACCACUCCCUGUCUUUUCUGAACCCCCACAAACCCCACUGUCUCCUGUUGUCCGCCCUGGGCACCUGCAGUUCCAGCUUCUGACCACCAGAGGGUGAAAUGCACCUGCACUGACAACCUCCUACCAGCAGGGGGCUGUGGACUCCAGCUCAUGUGGAGCAUGUGGGUGAAUUGUCAGUCAUGCAGUGCCCAGAGUGAGAGAAGACUCUGC
This is a messenger RNA of Colossoma macropomum (tambaqui), 1159 nucleotides long. RefSeq names its product RAB12, member RAS oncogene family (gene rab12). The transcript is spliced from 6 exons. The record is from RefSeq and is a predicted model, not a curated record. Gene Ontology annotation, biological process: protein localization to plasma membrane; regulation of exocytosis; cellular response to insulin stimulus. Lineage: Eukaryota; Metazoa; Chordata; Actinopteri; Characiformes; Serrasalmidae. Gene Ontology annotation, molecular function: GTP binding; GTPase activity. Gene Ontology annotation, cellular component: plasma membrane; trans-Golgi network transport vesicle; synaptic vesicle. Bases 208 to 948 code for a protein of 246 amino acids.